CUGCCCGGGCUGUCAGUCAGAGGGAGGCGCUUACCCCUUCGCUCCUACAGUAAAUAUUUGUGUUUGCUCAGCCGGCUGUAAUGGUGGACGACUGAGAAAGGAAAGGGGAGAAAUAUAAUCGGAAGAAUUGAAUCCCAGACCAAACACUACCGUCCGCGGCUCGGAAAUACACUCCGGCGAACAUGGAUGAACUAAAACAUCAAGUGAUGAUAAACCAGUUCGUCCUGACAGCUGGAUGCGCCGCAGAUCAGGCCAAACAGCUUCUGCAAGCGGCACACUGGCAGUUUGAGACAGCCCUCAGUGCCUUUUUUCAAGAGACUAAUAUCCCAUACGGUCAUCAUCAUCAGAUGAUGUGUACACCAGCAAACACGCCGGCGACUCCACCUAACUUCCCUGAUGCUCUCACCAUGUUCUCCCGCCUCAAGGCAUCAGAAAGCUUCAGCAGCAGCAGCAGCCCCAGUAUGGGGUCUAUGGCCACCUCUCCCCCUCCACCCCCGGUCAGCUGGGGCAUGACUCCACCCGUGGCCAGCCAGCAGGGAUUUGGACUCAGGGCCCUCCUGGCACACAGGCCCACCCUCCCCCGGGCUGGCCGUCCACCGUCAACCAGCAAGCAGCCGCUGAACAGAAGGCCAGCGUGGCCAUGGAGGCCGAGAGAUGAGGAGUAGGACUACACGGCCCCUCUCCCCACUCUCACUGGGGUGGUAGAAAAAAGAGGAGUGAGGCGAAAGGUGGGGCCCCCACCCCACGCCAGCCCACCCCACCCCACGCCACACCACCUCACCCCAAUGAUCCUUAAGUUCAGGCUUGAGUCUGACAGUGAAGCAAGAAGAAUGAUGACGCUUGUGGUACAUGAGGAGGACCAAAUGGAGAUGGACUCCACGGAGAUGUGGUACAUCAUGACUAGAAAACAGCAGCUCCAGGCUCGGCGUGCUCUCCUCCUGGGGCUGCAGGAGUUCCUGAAAAAAAACAAUUUCAGUGAAGGAAAUUUCAACCAGAAAGAGGACCAAGGACUGUGUGAGCUGGCACAAAUAGAAAAAGAGCUACAGAGCCUGUCUGAAAGAGAAGGGGAGCUGAGGAAUGGGAUGAGUUUACAGGAAAAACAAUCUACCGUUCCAGAAAUUACAGAGGACUCGUUUGCCACUGGCCAGAGCCCACCUGAGGAAGAGCUGAACUCCACUACACCUGCACCAGAGGUGGUAGAGGUGAAGGACUUGUCCUUUUCUCCAGCCACGGUGCACUGUCCCAACUGCCAGCAGCAUGUUACCACCGAGAUUCAACGCAAAGUGGGCAAAACUUCCUUUCUCCUCUGCUAUCUGUCUGCAUUGCUGGGCUGUGUAGGUGGAUGCUGUCUGUUGCCCUUCUUUCUGAACUACUUUAAAGAUACCUGCCACUAUUGUCCCUCCUGUCACACUGAAAUCCAAAACGUCCCACGGAUCUAAACAGUCCGCUGGAAUUCCAACUGUUUCCAAAAGGACCGACCUGUAAGAAAGAGAAACUGUUUUAUGAUGCAGGACUUGUGGACUCACUGAAGCUUUUUUUUAACUCUACAGAUCGACAAUAAACACUAGAGAUUAAUUCACCGUUGCAUAUUUGAUAUCACAGAAUAUUGCAUUUCCAAACAAGAAAUAUAUUAUCAUUUAUAUUAUAGCUCAGUAUUAUUGAUGUGUUUUGAAAUAUUGUGAAAAUCCAAAAUAAAAAAGAUUUUACUUGCUGAUUCAUUUUGUGGGAACGUCUAACUAGAGACUGUAUUAUUAGAUCAGUAGGUUGAACAAUGUAAUAUUAAUAAAAAGGUUCUUCUAACAUCCUCCAAGCAUAGACAGUGUGUGUAUAUCAAGUGUUAUACCAGAUGUUAAGGUAUGUUUUGUGUACUCACCCAAAUUCUGUACAGGAUAUAUUGAUGACAGGAAAGGCAAAUGUUGGUUGGUUAAUCAAUGAUUAAUUCACACCAAUAUAUUGUGUAUGCAGCCAUCACCAUCUCUGUAAACAUGUCCUCACAUCCAGAACAAUUAGGAUUAGCCUAAACUACCAAACUCCUUAUGUGAAUACUGGAGAAUAUGAAACUUUCACACUUUUGUUCCAAGCUGUAAAUAGAUACGUGUUAAAUAAAACAAAUAAAACCCACAGAAA
Molecule: messenger RNA, 2127 nt
Organism: Tachysurus vachellii
Lineage: Eukaryota; Metazoa; Chordata; Actinopteri; Siluriformes; Bagridae
Gene: ubald1a
Product: UBA-like domain containing 1a
Molecular function (GO): protein binding
Source: RefSeq, a predicted model, not a curated record